UUAAAUACUACUUUAUAUAUUAUUAUUAGGUAAUACUUUAAAUAUUUUUUUUAUAUAAAAUAAAUAUUAAAUUGAGCUUUUAUGCUAUACUUAUGCAGCUUAUGUCAUUUUGUGUGUGAUAGCCCUUACACUAGACCACGCGUUCGAGCGUGUUCUGUAGGAUUCCGAAUGAGCAAUUAAAAUGUUUCGCGUGUCCGCUGAAGGAAAAAAAAGCAUUUUCGCUUUUCUGAACGAACCAAAAAGCUUUAUUCAGAACAAGUACAAACUAAUGUCGUGACACGUCUGAAUAAGCGCGCGAUUUCUUUUCAACUAGUUUAUUUUCGUUGCUUGACAACAGCGAUGCCACACCAGUUGCACAAACGGUGGGAGAUCUGUUGUCUCUUUCCUUCUCUAGUGACAGCUCGAAACGGAAAAAGACAGCAAAUACUUCUACCGCUCGCGCAGCCCCACGCAGCCCUACUGGCGGGAGUGUCUGAACUGACACCGCUGCUUCGCAAUUGCUUGCUGUCGCCGAUCGAUAUUCGUAAUCGGACAGCUGACUUGCGAGGAGUAUAGGCGGCGCGCGAAAGGGCCUAAACACAAUGCCAGAAAGAAUCUUCUUCUCUCUUUCUCUCUUUCUUUAUUUCCUGUUCCUAUUGCCUGUUGCCUAGCAUUGUGUUUAGGCUUAACAAUAUACAUAUACAUAUAUAUGCGUAACUUUUAUUUAAAAUUUUAUCUCAAUAUUCCAUGAGAAAGAAACAUCUGAUGUUCUCUCGGCGCUGGCUCAAUGUAAUCGGCAGCGAUUAUCACAUACACGCUAUAGUGUUAAAUUGCAAGUGUUCAAUUGCACAUAGAAAUAUUUUAUAUUAUCUUAUAACCGCACGAUUAGACUAAGUUGUAGAAAAUGAAUUAUAGCACUUAACAUCUUUUAUAAAAAGAAAAAAUGUAAAAAAUAAAGAUAUUUAUAUUUUUUUUAUACUUAAUAGAGAGGAAUAAGCGGGCUUUUGUUUCUUUUAUCUUUUUUAAACGCAUUUAAUGUUAGUAGAAAGAUGAUCAGUAUCAUAGACGAAUAUUUCAGUCUUAACCGUGCUUUUCUGCUGAUAGUUGGUCUAUGGCCUUAUCAACGAUCAAAAUUUGUUCGAUUUUAUUCAUUUUGUUGCUACAGUAUUAUUGUAACUACUGUUCUACUUCAGUUUGCAACACUUGUGACUUCAAAAUGUACUGCAGAUUAUGUCAUAAAGUUCUGUUCUAUAUUAUUUGUUGUCAUUACUUUAAUCGUUACAUACAAUUCGUUUUACGUUAACGGUGAUAAAUUAAGAUAUUUAAUGGAACAAAUUCAGCUCAUUUAUGAUGACUUAAAGGAUAAUAAUGAAAUUGCCAUCUUUAAAAGAUAUGUAAACAUUUCGAAACGUUAUACGACUGCGUUUAUAAGUAAGACAAUACUUUUUAUUUAUUAUACUUAUAAUAUAUUAACAAGUAUGAAAUUUGAAUAACAAAACAUUUUUUUCAAAUUUCUUGAAUUGCAACAUGUUUUAUUUU
Messenger RNA from Monomorium pharaonis (pharaoh ant), 1518 nucleotides. RefSeq lists its product as uncharacterized. The record is from RefSeq and is a predicted model, not a curated record. Bases 1029 to 1472 code for a protein of 147 amino acids. NCBI's taxonomy places the organism in Eukaryota, Metazoa, Arthropoda, Insecta, Hymenoptera, Formicidae. The transcript is spliced from 3 exons.